GACCAGAGCGUGUGGAAACGAGCGGUUAUUGGCGGCUGCGCACGUCCCUCUCGCUCGCCCGGACGCCUUAUAAAAGGGACGCGAGUCCCUUUGUCCUGCAGAGCUCGGUUCUUGCUUCAACAGUGUUUGAACGGAACCGGUUCCGCCGCCUCUUUUGCUUUCCCGCAGAGGUUCAUCACUCCUUUCCUUCUGCCUUCUUCCUUUGAGCCGACCCAGAGAACGACGGCCAGCUACUCCUCCAGCCCCCAGUAGAACCAGCCGGCUCCGUUUACACUCGUCCUCCGUUGCCUUCUCCGCACCUCCCGGGAGCCAUGGAAUCUCAGGUCCGCCAGAACUACCACCGCGACUGCGAAGCCGCGAUCAACCGCAUGGUCAACAUGGAGAUGUACGCCAGCUACGUCUACCUGUCCAUGUCUUCCUACUUCGACCGGGAUGAUGUUGCACUUCGCCACGUGGCUGGGUUUUUCCGGUCUCAGUCGCACGAGGAACGGGAACAUGCCGAGAAACUGCUGAAGUUCCAGAGCCAGCGGGGCGGCCGCCUCCUUCUGCAGGAUAUCAAGAAGCCAGAAAGGGAUGCUUGGGGCACGACCGUUGAUGCCAUGGAGGCAGCCCUGCAGCUGGAGAAGAGCGUGAACCAGGCCCUUCUGGACCUGCACCGACUGGCAAGCGACCAGGGAGAUCCACAUCUCUGUGACUUCUUGGAAACUCACUACCUCGACGAGCAAGUCAAAUCCAUCAAAGUCCUGGGUGACUACAUUACCAACCUGCGUCGGCUGGCAUCAGCCCAGGGCGGGCUUGGAGAGUAUCUCUUCGACAAGCACACCCUCGGAGAGAGCAGCAGCUAAUUGCGUCCCCCUCUCCAGUUCCUGGGAAUGCUCCCUCUGUGAGCCCAGAGAACCCGACCCACUUCCACCACCGUUGCCACGCCCCAGUCAAGGAGGGUUGCACCUGCCAACUCUCUGUUGGCAUGUUCCAAAUAAACAAGGGUUCACCAGUUUA
This is a messenger RNA of Elgaria multicarinata webbii, 999 nucleotides long. Its product is annotated as ferritin heavy chain A-like. Lineage: Eukaryota; Metazoa; Chordata; Lepidosauria; Squamata; Anguidae. Gene Ontology annotation, biological process: iron ion transport; intracellular iron ion homeostasis. The coding region runs from base 312 to 845 and encodes 177 amino acids. The transcript has 4 exons. Gene Ontology annotation, cellular component: cytoplasm. The record is from RefSeq and is a predicted model, not a curated record. Gene Ontology annotation, molecular function: ferric iron binding; ferrous iron binding.